Messenger RNA from Didymosphaeria variabile, 612 nucleotides. RefSeq lists its product as uncharacterized. The transcript is spliced from 2 exons. Bases 1 to 612 code for a protein of 203 amino acids. Lineage: Eukaryota; Fungi; Ascomycota; Dothideomycetes; Pleosporales; Didymosphaeriaceae. Gene Ontology annotation, cellular component: nucleus. Gene Ontology annotation, biological process: regulation of transcription by RNA polymerase II. The record is from RefSeq and is a predicted model, not a curated record. Gene Ontology annotation, molecular function: DNA-binding transcription activator activity, RNA polymerase II-specific; RNA polymerase II transcription regulatory region sequence-specific DNA binding.
AUGGAUCGAGGGUGGUAUCACGGCCAGGAUUACUAUCCUCAUACCGCCCUGCAUGCGCAUUCGAGGCUGUCACCCACCGAUGACUUGCUCACCUCAGUCGCUUUCAACUACCCGCCGCGCCCUGAACCCGACAGCGAGGCUCUGACAGACCAAGGCCCGCUAUACCCUCCACUUGACCGCUCCAUGAACGGUCACGCGUUUCCGCAGUAUCAUGACCAUGGUGCGCCACGGGUCGAUGGUCUAGCGCCUAUAUCCCCUCUGCAGCCACAGUACAAUGGCACUGCUUUCCCCACGCCCUAUCCGGAUAGCAACGCGUCGUCGGCCCCCAGCGAGGAUCCCCUCAUUGCCGAUGUCGAAGAGGAUAAGCGUAAGCGCAACCAGGCCGCGUCGGCGCGUUUCCGGCAGAAGAAGAAGCAACGUGAACAGCAGAUGAUGGAACAGACUCGUGACAUGCAAGAGAAGAAUAAAAGACUAGAAGGAGAAGUUGAAGGACUGAAGCGAGAGAAUACUUUCCUGAAGAAACUACUCGUGGAAAAGAUCGACAACAUGAGCCCCGAAGAUAGGGAUCUGUUGGUGAGAACGACCACGGAAACCUCGAAAGAGAGCGAUUGA